Molecule: messenger RNA, 7017 nt
Organism: Acanthosepion pharaonis
Lineage: Eukaryota; Metazoa; Mollusca; Cephalopoda; Sepiida; Sepiidae
Source: the annotation of a GenBank genome assembly
AUGAAUUUUGUUACCAUAUGCACUUCAUAUAUCUAUUGUCUUCUUCUCCUUUUUUUUCAUGCUUUUCUUUCUUUUCACGUUGUUUUUUUUUUAAUGAAAUUUAUCUUUUUCUACGUAUUUUGUUUUUCAACAGUUCUUUCCUUUCUUCCUCCCCCCCCCACUACUACGUUGUGUUUCCUAUUUUCGUUCCUGUUUUUUCCAACACUUUCCAACAGUUUGUUUUUUUUUUCUUUUUUUUCUUCUUUUCCUUCUUCUUUCCUUUCUUCCUCCCCCCACUACUACGUUUCAUUUUCGUUCCUGUUAAAAUUAUUUCUUUCCAACAGUUUUUUUUUUUUUUUUUUCUUCUCCAAUUCCACAUUGUUUCCUUCUUCUUUCCUUUCUUCCUCCCCCCACUACUACGUUGUGUUUCCUAUUUUCGUUCCUGUUAAAAUUUUUUCUUUCCAACAGUUUGUUUUUUUCUUCUUUUUUUUUUUUCCAAUUCACAUUGUUUCCUUCUUCUUUCCUUUCUUUCCCCCCACUACUACGUUGUGUUUCCUAUUUUCCCUUCUUUCCUUUCUUUGUUUCCCUUUAUUUUCGGUUAAAAUUGCUUUCCAACAGUUUGUUUUUUUUCUUUUUUUCUUCUCAAUUCCACAUUGUUUCCUUCUUCUUUUCUUUUUUCCUCCCCCCCACUACUACGUUGUGUUUCCUAUUUUCGUUCUUGUUAAAAUUAUUAGCUUUCCAACAGUUUGUUUUUUUUUCUUCUUUUUCUUCUCCAAAAUUUCCCUUCUUCUUUCCUUUCUCCCCCCACUACUACGUUGUGUUUCUAUUUUCGUUCCUGUUAAAAUUAUUAGCUUUCCAACAGUUUGUUUUUUUUUUUUUUCUUCUCCAAUUCCACAUUGUUUUUUCUUCUUUUUUCCCACUUACUACGUUGUGUUUCCUAUUUUCGUUCCUGUUAAAAUUAUUAGCUUUCCAACAGUUUGUUUUUUUUCCUUCUUUUUCUCCAAUUCCACAUUGUUUCCUUCUUCUUUCCUUUUCUUCCUCCCCCCACUACUACCUUUCCAACAGUUUGUUUUUUUUUUCUUUUUUCUUCUCCAAUUCCACAUUGUUUCCUUCUUCUUUCCCUUUCUUCCUCCCCCCACUACUACGUUAAGCUUUGUGUUUCCUAUUUUCGUUCCUGUUAAAAUUAUUAGCUUUUUCCAACAGUUUGUUUUUUUUUUUUUUCUUUCUCCAAUUCCACAUUGUUUUUUCCUUUUUUCUUUCAAUUCCAUUUUCUUUCCCCCCCAACUACUUUUUUCGUUCCCUGUUAAAAUUUUAGCUUUCCAACAGUUUGUUUUUUUUUUUUUCUUUUUUCCAAUUCCACAUUGUUUCCUUCUUCUUCCUUUCUUCCUUUACGUUGUGUUUCCUAUUUUUCUGUUAAAAUUAUUAGCUUCCUCCCUUUCCAACAGUUUGUUUUUUUUUUCUGAUUUUUUCUUCUCCAAUUCCACAUUGUUUUUUCCUUCUUCUUUCCUUUCUUCCUCCCCCCACUACUACGUUGUGUUUCCUAUUUUCGUUUUUAAAAUUAUUAGCUUUCAACACUUUCCAACAGUUUGUUUUUUUUCUUCUUUUUCUUCUCAAUUCCCACAUUGUUUCCUUCUUCUUUCCUUUCUUCCCCCCCCUACUGUUGUUGUGUUUCCUAUUUUCGUUCCUGUUAAAAUUAUUAGCUUUCCAACAGUUUGUUUUUUUUCUUUCUUCCUCCCACAUUGUUUCCUAUUUUCUUCCUUUUUCUUUCUCUUCUUUUUUCCCCACUACUACGUUCUUGUUUCCUAUUUUUCGUUCCUGUUAAAAUUAUUAGCUUUCCAACAGUUUGUUUUUUUUUUCUUUUUUUCUUCUCCAAUUCCACAUUGUUUCCUUCUUCUUUCCUUUCUUCCUCCCCCCACUACUACGUUGUUUUGUUUUUUUCUUUCUUUUUUCUUCUCCAAUUCCACAUUGUUUUUCUUUUUCUUCUUUCCUUUCUUCCUCCUAAUUUUCGUUGUGUUUCCCUAUUUUCGUUCUGUUAAAAUUAUUCUUUCAACAGUUUUUUUUUUUUCUUUCCACAUUUUUUUCCUUCUUCUUUUCCUUUCUUCCCACUACUACGUUGUGUUUCCUAUUUUCGUUCCUGUUAAAAUUAUUAGCUUUCCAACAGUUUGUUUUUUUUUCUUUUUUCUUCCAAUUCCACAUUCCAGUUUCCUAUUUUCGUUCCCUGUUAAAAUUAUUAGCUUUCCAACAGUUUGUUUUUUUCUUCUUUUUUCCUCCAAUUAUUGUUUCCUUCUUCUUUUUUCUUUUUCUAUUUUCGUUCCUGUUAAAUUAUUAGCUUUCCAACAGUUUGUUUGUUUCCUUCUUCUUUCCCUUUUUUCUUCUUUUUUCUAUUUUCUCCAAGCUUUCCACAUUGUUUCCUUCUUCUUUCCUUUCUUCCUCCCCCCUACUACGUUGUGUUUCCUAUUUUCGUUCCUGUUAAAAUUAUUAGCUUUCCAACAGUUUGUUUUUUUCUUCUUUUUUCUUUUCAAUUUCAUUGUUUCCUUCAUUGUUUCCCCCACUUCUUGUGUUUUUUUAUUAGCUUUCCUCAAUUCCACAUUGUUUCUUCUUCGUUCCCCUUUACCUAUUUCUGUUCCUGUUAAAAUUAUUUUUUGUUUUUUAUUUUCGUUCCUGUUAAAAUCUCCAAUUCCACAUUGUUUCCUUCUUCUUUCCUUUCUUUCUAACAGUUUCCUAUUUUGUUUUUUUUUCUUUCCAACUUUUUUUCUUUCCAAUUCCAUUUGUUUCCCUUCUUUUCUUUCUUCCUCCCCCCCCACUAUUACGUUGUUUUCCUACAUUCCUGUUAAAAUUUCUUUCAACAGUUUGUUUUUUUUCUUUUCUUCUCAAUUACAUUGUUUCCUUCUUCUUUCCUUUCUUCCUCCCCCCUACUACGUUGUGUUUCCCUAUUUUCCUUUCCAACAUUUGUUUUUUUUCUUCUUCUUUCUUCUUUCCUUUCUUCCUCCCCCCACUACCCCCAUUAAAUUUAUUAGCUUUCCAACUACUUGUUUCCGUUUUUUUCUUCUUUUACUCAAUUCCAUUUGUUUUUUCCUACGUUGUUUUUCGUUCCUGUUAAAAUUAUUAGCUUUCAACAGUUUGUUUUUUUUUUUUCUUCUCAAUUCCACAUUGUUUUUUUUUUCUUCCUCCCUUAAUUACACGUUGUGUUUCUAUUUUCGUUCCCAACAGUUUGUUUUUUCUUUCCAAUUCUUUCCUUUCUUCUUCCCCCCCCACUACUACGUUGUUUUGUUUUUUUUUCUUCUUUUUUCUUCUUUCCAUUUGUUUUCUUCUUUCCUUUCUUCCUCCCCCCACUACUACGUUGUGUUUCCUAUUUUCGUUCCUGUUAAAAUUAUUAGCUUUCCAACAGUUUGUUUUUUCUUCUUUUUUCUUCUCCAAUUCCACAUUUUUUCCUUCUUCUUUCUUUCUUCCCCCCACUACUUUCCUGUUAAAAUUAUUAGCUUUUUUGUUUUUUUUCUUCUUUUUCUUCUCCAAAAUUGUUUCCUUCUUCUUUCCUUUCUUUAUUACGUUGUGUUUCCUAUUUUCGUUCUGUUAAAAUUAACAGUUUGUUUUUUUUUCUUUUUUUCUUCCAAUUCCACAUUGUUUCCUUCUUCUUUCCUUUCUUCCUCCCCCAAUUACUACUACGUUGUGUUUCCUAUUUUCGUUCCUGUUAAAAUUAUUAGCUUUCCAACAGUUUGUUUUUUUCUUCUUUUUUUUUUUCAUUGUUUUCUUUUUUUCUUUUCUCCAACAUUGUUUCCUAUUUUCAUUGUUUCCUUCUUCUUUCAAUACUUUCAACAGUUUGUUUUUUUUUCUUCUUUUUCUUCUCAAUUCCACAUUGUUUCCUUUUCUUUCUUCCCCCACUACUACGUUGUGUUUCCUAUUUUCGUUCCUGUUAGCUUUCCAACAGUUUGUUUUUUUUUCUUCUUUUUCUUCUCCAAUUCUCCUCCCCCAACAGUUUGUUUUUUUUCCUGUUUUUCUUUCCAACAGUUUUUUUUUUUUUUUUCUUUUUCUUCUCCAAUUCCACAUUGUUUCCUUCUUCUUUCCUUUCUUCCUCCCCCCCCCACUACUACGUUGUGUUUCCUAUUUUCGUUCCUGUUAAAAUUAUUAGCUUUCCAACAGUUUGUUUUUUUUUCUUCUUUUUUCUUCUCCAAUUCCACAUUGUUUCCUUCUUCUUUUCCUUUCUUCCUCCCCCCCCAACUACGUUGUGUUUCCUAUUUUCGUUCCAUUUGUUUUUUCUUCUUUUUUUGUUUCCUUCUUCUUUUCUUCCUCCCCCCUACUACGUUGUCUUUCCAACAGUUUGUUUUUUUCUUCUUUUUUCUUCUCCAAUUCCACAUUGUUUCCUUCUUCUUUCCUUUCUUCCCCCCCACUACUACGUUGUGUUUCCUAUUUUCGUUCCUGUUAAAAUUAUUAGCUUUCCAACAGUUUGUUUUUUUUCUUCUUUUUUUCUUCUCCAAUUCCACAUUGUUUCUACGUUUUGUGUUUCCAUUUUUUUUCCUUUUUUCUUUAAAAUUAUUUUCUUUCUACGUUGUGUUUGUUUUUCUUCUUUUUUCUUCCAAUUCACAUUGUUUCCCUUCUUCUUUCCUUUCUUCCCCCCCCCACUACUACGUUGUGUUUUAUUUUCGUUCCUUUUUCUUCCAACAGUUUGUUUUUUUCUUCUUUUUUCUUCUCCAAUUCCACAUUGUUUCCUUCUUCUUUCCUUUCUUCCUCCCCCCCCCCACUACUACGUUGUGUUUCCUAUUUUCGUUCCUGUUAAAAUUAUUAGCUUUCCAACAGUUUGUUUUUUUUUCUUUUUCUUCUCCAAUUCAUUGUUUCCUUCUUCUUUUCUUUCUUCCCCCCCACUACUACGUUGUGUUUCCUAUUUUCGUUCCUGUUAAAAUUAUUAGCUUUCCAACAGUUUUUUUUUUUUUUCUUUUUUUUUCUUUUUUUUCCUUCUUCUUUUUUCUUCCUCCCCCCCAAUACGUUGUGUUUCCACAUUGCUUUUCCAACAGUUUGUUUUUUUCUUCCUUUCCAAUUCUUCCUUUCUUCUUUCCUUCCUCCCCCCCCCACUACUACGUUUGUUUUUUCUUUUUUUUUUUUUUUCUUUCCUUCUUAAAAAUUAUUAGCUUUCCAACAGUUUGUUUUUUCCUAUUAAAAUUAUUAGCUUUCCAACAGUUUGUUUUUCUUUUUUCUUCUCCAAUUGUUUUCCUUCUUCUUUCCUUUCUUCCUCCCCCCACUACUACGUUGUGUUUCCUAUUUUCGUUCCUGUUAAAAUUAUUAGCUUUCCAACAGUUUGUUUUUUUUUUUCUUUUUCUUCUCCAAUUCCACAUUGUUUUCCCUUCUUCUUUCCUUUUUUCCUACAUUGUGUUUCCUAUUUUCGUUCCUGUUAAAAUUAUUAGCUUUCCAACAGUUUGUUUUUUUUCUUUUUUUCUUCUCCAAUUCACAUUGUUUCCUUCUUCUUUCCUUUUUCCUCCCCCCCCUACAGUUUGUUUUUUUUCGUUCCUGUUUUUUUUCUUUCCAACAGUUUGUUUUUUUUUUUUCUUUUUUCGUUGUGUAAUUUUCGUUCCUGUUAAAAUUAUUAAUUCCACAUUGUUUUUUUUUUCCUUCUUUCCCUUCCCCCCCACUACUACGUUGUGUUUCCUAUUUUCGUUCCUGUUAAAAUUAUUAGCUUUCCAACAGUUUGUUUUUUCUUUCCAACAGUUUUUUUUUUUUUUUUUUCUUCUCAAUUUUUUUUUCUUCCUUCAAUUUCUUUCCUUUCCUUUCUUCCUCCCCCCCCUACUGUUGUGUUUCCUAUUUUCGUUCCCCAAAAGUUUGUUUUUUUCUUUUUUACUUCUCCAACGUUUGUUUUUUUUCUUUCUUUUCUUUUCCAAUUCCCAACAGUUUGUUUUUUUUUCUUUUUGUUUCCACAUUGUUUCUUUCCUUUCUUCCUCCCCCCCACUACUACGUUGUCUUUCCAACAGUUUUUGUUUUUUUUUUUUUUCUUUCCAAUUCCACCUUCUUCUUUCCUUUCUUCCUCCCCCCCCCCACUACUACGUUGUGUUUCCUAUUUUCGUUCCUGUUAAAAUUAUUAGCUUUCCAACAGUUUGUUUUUUUCUUCAUUGUUUCCUUCUUUCCACAUUGUUUCCUUCUUCUUUCCUUUCUUCCUCCCCCAUUGUUUCCUUCUACUUUUUUUUCCUAUUUUCGUUCCUGUUAAAAUUAUUAGCUUUCCAACAGUUUUUUUUUUCUUCUUUUUUUCUUCUCCAAUUCCACAUUGUUUCCUUCUUCUUUCCUUUCUUCCCCCCCCCACUACUACGUUGUCUUUCCAACAGUUUUUUUUUUCUUUUUUUCUUCUCCAAUUCCACAUUGUUUCCUUCUUCUUUCCUUUUUUCCCCCCCCCACUACUACGUUGUUUUCCUAUUUUCGUUCAGUUUGUUUUUUUUUCUUUUUUUAGCUUUCCAAACAUUUUCCUUUUCUUCUCCCGUUCCUUUUUUCCUUUCCCCCCACUACUACGUUGUGUUUCCUAUUUUCGUUCCAAUUAUUAGCUUUCCAACAUUGUUUUUUUCUUUUCUUCUCCAAUUCCCAUUGUUUCCUUCUUCUUUCCCCUUUCCACUACUACGUUGUGUUUCCUAUUUUCCUUUCCAACAGUUUUUUUUUUUUUCUUCUUUUUCUUCUCCAAUUCCACAUUGUUUCCUUCUUCUUUUUUCCUUUUUCCUUACUACGUUGUGUUUCCUAUUUUCGUUCCUGUUAAAAUUAUUAGCUUUCCAACAGUUUGUUUUUUUCUUCUUUUUCUUCUCAAUUCCACAUUGUUUCCUUCUUCUUUCCUUUCUUCCUCCCCCCACUACUACGUUGUGUUUCCUAUUUUCGUUCCUGUUAAAAUUAUUAGCUUUCCAACAGUUUGUUUUUUUUCUUCUUUUUCUUCUCAAUUCCACAUUGUUUCUUUUCUUUCCUUUCUUCCUCCCCCCCACUACUACGUUGUGUUUCCUAUUUUCUUUCUUCUUCUUCUUCUUCUUCUUCUUCUUCUUCUUCUUCUUCUUCUUCUUCUUCUUUUCCUCUUUUUGUUACUAA